This is a messenger RNA of Mauremys reevesii (Reeves's turtle), 474 nucleotides long. Its product is annotated as glycine N-acyltransferase-like protein 3. The record is from RefSeq and is a predicted model, not a curated record. Gene Ontology annotation, molecular function: glycine N-acyltransferase activity. The transcript is spliced from 3 exons. Gene Ontology annotation, cellular component: mitochondrion. Bases 1 to 474 code for a protein of 157 amino acids. NCBI's taxonomy places the organism in Eukaryota, Metazoa, Chordata, Testudines, Geoemydidae.
AUGAGCUCUGGUCCUGACAGGGAGCUCAGGCUGGCCCCCGUGUCCCCCGCCCACGCCCUGCUGCUCAGAGACACCUGGACGUUUGGGGAGAACAGCUGGAGCCUGCGCUACCUGAGCCGCCUGAUCCGCCACUUCCCCAGCGCCUGCCUGCUGGACCCUGAGGGGACCCCCAUCUCCUGGUGCCUCACCGACCCGCUGGCUGUCCUGACACACGGUUACACCCUCCCGGAGCAUCGUGGCCAGCACCACCUGCGGUCUGUGGUGGGGACGCUGGCAGCACAGUUGCAUGCCCGCGGCUUCCCUGUUUACACCGGGGUGCUGCCCCACAACGAGCCUUCGCUGCACGCCCUGCAACGCCUCGGCUUCCGCAUCCUGCCUGGGGUGUUCUACCUGCUGGUGGUGAGGCCCGGGUUCGCCCAGUCCCAGCCAGCCAGUAUGCCAUACCGGACCAGACCAGCUUACUUUCAUCUCUAA